Messenger RNA from Microsporum canis CBS 113480, 1995 nucleotides. Its product is annotated as FAD binding domain-containing protein. Gene Ontology annotation, molecular function: FAD binding. The record is from RefSeq and is a predicted model, not a curated record. The transcript has 7 exons. The coding region runs from base 1 to 1995 and encodes 664 amino acids. NCBI's taxonomy places the organism in Eukaryota, Fungi, Ascomycota, Eurotiomycetes, Onygenales, Arthrodermataceae.
AUGACGGCUGUCUCAAUCUCAAUGGAAAACAACUUCCACGUUGCAUUCCAGAUGGAUAGAAAUAGUCUCAACCCUGGAAUUACACAGCCAUCGACUGUCGGGAAUGAGACGCUGCUUUUCUAUCCGGCCUCUGGACCUGGGGCUAUCGUACAGAGCGAUGCAGGGCGCGCAUUUCAGUUGCACCGCUUUUGUACAUUUUAUGGAUUUAUUGAAUAUAUAUACCGACGAAGGUUCCCGGCGAGACGUGGCGUUGUGUUGCGUGUCAACUACAAGGCCGUGCGCUUCUCGAGAUACCACGACUCCAGGACUACAGACAGCAGCAAGAUGAACAACAUCGCGCAUCCAGAGCCAGGCUACUGCCACCGUGAUUCCAAUGUGAUGCCCUGUACUGCUCCUCCUCUUCCUCGAUACACGCCAGAAUCCGACGCUGAGGGUGGCAGAUAUGAACUUGUUAUCUCUGGGGCUGGUCCAGCUGGAUUACUGCUCAAGCUGCUCCUCUCGCGUUAUGGGUUUGACAAGUCGGUUCUAUGCAUCGAGUCAAAAGAAGCCAUUUUGAGUGCUGGCCAGGCAGACGGUAUACAGCCCCGGACAAUGGAGGUGCUCAAGAGCCUGGGUUUGAUGCAUGAGAUCUUGGUAGACGGUUGUCAAGUGUGGGAGGUCGCGUUCUGGAAUCCCAUACGACUCACAGGGGCGGGCGCUGGCGGCGCGCUCGACAACGCUGAACCGGGCAUUGAAAGGACUGCUAUCGUGGACGAUGUAGCCAUCGCAGCUCGAUACCCUCAUGAAGCCACGACGCACCAGGGGAAGAUAGAACGCAUACUGGAAGAUGACCUUCUCCGGUAUACCAAGGAAGGCGUUCGACGGUCUACAACCUUGCUUAAUGUCCGUAUCGAUGAAAAAGAAGAUCCGGAUUUCCCUAUUGUCGCUGAGAUUGAAUCCCCAGUGAGCGGAAGACAGACUAUCCGGUCAAAGUAUCUUGUUGGUGCAGAUGGUGCACACUCAACUGUCCGUCGCUGCAUGGGACUGAAGCUUGAGGGAGAGACCACAGACCAUAUAUGGGGUGUCAUUGACCUCAUUGUCAACACCGACUUUCCAGAUGUCCGAAGGCGAACUGCUGUUCAUUCCGAUGUCGGCUCUAUUAUGAUCAUCCCUCGUGAGCGGUCCAUGACGGGGGAGUUCAUUACCCGCCUCUACGUGCAGGUCCCAGGUGGUGUUAAGGCCGAUGAGGCUGAUAUUGCGGGUACCGCUACUACUGGUGUCAGACAAGGCUGUGACGACCCAAGAGCUCAACGCGGUCAAGUCAGCCCGGAUAGCAUCUUGAAGCAGGCCCAGGAAGUUAUCAAGCCAUACUACAUCACACAGAAGGAAGGCACAAAAAUUGAGUGGUGGACUGCCUAUCAGAUCGGACAGCGAGUCAGCAAUGAAUUUGCUGUGAAGGACUCAAAGGGGAAACAUAGGGUAUUUAUCGUUGGAGAUGCCUGCCAUACUCAUAGUCCAAAGGCUGGUCAAGGCAUGAACAUCUCGAUGAUGGACUCUUUCAACCUGGCCUGGAAGCUCGCCUACUCCAUCAGAGGGCUCACUCCUGCGUCACACGCCUGCUCCAGCUCUCCAGACAACAUUCUCGACACCUACCAGACGGAACGUCAUACUAUCGCACAACAACUGAUCGAAUUCGACAAGUCAUUUUCGUCUAUGUUUUCCGGAAAAAUCGGUGCUUCAGAUGCAGAGGGCUCCGGGCUGACACACGAACAGUUCCUGGAGGUUUUUAGAACCGGCAACGGGUUCACUAGUGGGUGUGGGAUCGAGUAUCCGGAGAGCAUGAUAGUUGAUAAGACCGUGGACGAAACGGUUGUGAACGGGACAGACUAUCUGGCUGGUAUACUGAGGCCAGGUAGACGUUUGUUGAAUAUUUCCCGUCCACAGGAGCAUUCCGGAUACUAUGCCUUACCUCAAUGGAUCUCCUGGACCCAAAUGGAAAAUCAAGCCAGGCUCUAA